This is a messenger RNA of Tachyglossus aculeatus (Australian echidna), 2049 nucleotides long. RefSeq names its product dynein light chain LC8-type 2 (gene DYNLL2). The transcript is spliced from 3 exons. Bases 213 to 482 code for a protein of 89 amino acids. Gene Ontology annotation, biological process: microtubule-based process; cilium assembly. Gene Ontology annotation, molecular function: dynein intermediate chain binding; dynein light intermediate chain binding. NCBI's taxonomy places the organism in Eukaryota, Metazoa, Chordata, Mammalia, Monotremata, Tachyglossidae. The record is from RefSeq and is a predicted model, not a curated record. Gene Ontology annotation, cellular component: cytoplasmic dynein complex.
GCCGCGCGCCGGGCCGGGCUCAGAGCGGUCAGGACCGGUCCUGUCCUGUCUUGUCCCGUCCCGGCCUGCCUUGCGCGGAGUGGCUACCGCGGGGACCGAGCGGGCGAGUGCCCGCAUCUCCGGCUGGACCAGCAGCAGAGGGGAGACCGCCCCCCCCCGCCGCCCCCCGUUGGCCUUGCUCCCCCGGGGGGGCCUCACUGUGAAGCUGCAUCAUGUCUGACCGGAAGGCUGUCAUCAAGAAUGCGGACAUGUCUGAGGACAUGCAGCAAGAUGCAGUGGACUGCGCGACGCAGGCCAUGGAGAAGUACAACAUAGAGAAAGACAUCGCUGCCUACAUCAAGAAGGAAUUUGACAAGAAAUACAACCCCACCUGGCACUGCAUCGUGGGGCGGAAUUUUGGUAGCUACGUCACGCACGAGACCAAGCACUUCAUCUAUUUUUACUUGGGUCAAGUGGCCAUCCUCCUCUUCAAGUCCGGCUAGGGCCGGGGGCGCCAGGCGGAGCUGGGACUGAAAAGCACCGAUGGCGAGCGCCCGGAUUCCCUUUCCAAUGGCUCUGCUACUGCAUGGACUGUAUACUCGACUUCAUGUGUAUAUGUUGCAGUAAAAAAAAAAAAAAAAAUACCCACUUCUGUUUAGUUGCCCGGGGAAAGAGGCUGCUUUGGUUUAUUUAAGUUUUUCCCCUUUGGUUGUAUUGCACUAGAAAAACCUCUCUCUCGGAAACGAACCGGGCGCGCUUCCGAAACGAAACAACCCAGGGCCUUUGGAAAAAAGGGGGAUAAAACUGUGCAGCAGUUGUCCCUCCCUGGGGCAGAUCCCCGGCUGUGGGAUUCUUGGCCUUGGUGUCCGCCCCGGGGCUGGCCUCCCUUCCUCCCCCUGGGGCAGGGGAUGGGCCGGCUCAGGGCUUGUUUAGGGGGCAGGGGUGAGGCAGACAGCAGGCCGUGGGGGAAGAGUGGAAACCCCAUCCAUGUCCCCCCUGCUUCCCCCAAACUGGUUGGGUAGGAGUGGCUCCCUUGGUGUUACCAGACCGAGACUGUUUUCCCUGACGCUAGCCUGUGCUCCGUGGGCGGGGAGAGGGGAUGGGUCUCCUGCUUUCCCAGCUCUUCCUGGUGACCCCCACAGAGGUGGCGGAUCUGGCUCUGACCAGGGCUCCCCGGCUGGCCAUUAGGGCCUGACGUCGUGGCGUCCUGCCCUUCGGACGCCAGUGACCGGGUGGCCGGCCCGAGGCGGGGGGCACCGUCUCUUUAGUCUGAACCUGGUCAGCCUGGAUGUCCCCGUGGACCGCAGGCUUGUGGUCAUCUUGCCAGCCUACGGGACCCUUCCUCGAACCUACCUGACGCGGAGGAUUCCCCAGAGGGCUCUAAGGUGUGGUCGGGGAUCCUGGAUGUGGGUUGGGAUGGGGGUGUGUGAUGUAAAUGGGCAGCGGGCUGGCCUCCCCAUUGCUCCCUGGCCUGUGGCAGAGCCCGGGGGCCUGGUUUGGAGGGGAUUGAAGGCGGGGAGGGGCCCCGGGAGGUGGAGGGGUGUGUCGGGGUGACAGGCUGUUGGCCCCCUUGUCAAGGGGAGACGCCGCUGAGCUGCGAUGUCAUGAAUCUCGUUCCAAAAUACCAUGUGUGUGGGCUAGGGAGGGGUGGGAGGCGGGGCGUGAGGAGUUCUGGGGGAAGGGUGGCCUUGCUCCUUCCUACCAAGCCCUUGGCCAAAGCGAGGGGGGAGGAAGGGAGGGCAUGGUGGCCACCCUGCUCCCCGCUCAAAGACGCCCGGGUGUGUGUGUGUGUACGUGUGGGGGGGGUGUCCAUCCUGUGUUCCUUGUGCUGCAAAUGCCCCUCGUGGGAAUCUGCCUGUGACUAAGCCACGUUGGCAACAUGUGUCCUUGAUCUCAGUCUCAUAUUUUUUUUUUUUAAGAACAUUUAAAACUGUUCUCCGCCCAGUAUGGCUAGCGUGAGCCAGAAUGGAAACAUUUCUUUCCUCUCCCUCGGGAGCAGGGCAGCUUGUUCUCAUCCCCCCUUGUUCCGCCGCGGCCCUCUCUUGUGGACAUUAAAGGUGGAUUGAUGCA